AUGGAUAAAGACAUGGAGGACACUGAGAAGAUCGUUGACUCGCUCAUCUCAGACGUCAUUGAACAGGCUGCUCAAGCUCAAUCUUUUGGUCUGGAGGAGCUAUUUGCUGAGCCUCUUAAGGUGAGACCUGCAGAGGCUGACGAAGACAAGGUCAUGGAGAUACCAUCAGGACCUUCAGAAGAGGAUGGACGUACUUUGGUUUCCCAGGGAGGAAAUGAAGCAGCAGCAGACCAGACAGUCGUCAUGAAUUCCUCCACCAUGUCUCUCGUAAUAAUGAGAUUUUUCCAGAGCCUCACUGAAGAGCAAUGGAGGGAAGUCAGCGAGGGCGUUUUCAAUCGAGACGUGAAGGAGAAGCUGAUUGACAUGUGCGUGGAUGUGCUGAAGUUCACCUCAGACUCAGUCAUUAGAAAUGUCUUGGAGUCACUUGCUCAGUCAUCCACCUCAUCUGACACCUUCACCCUGAAGACCCCCUCUGAAAUCCAGAGAAGUGUGGAGAGCUCUUUCAGCCAGGCUGUCUGUGAUAUUGUCGGGACAGACAUCCCCGUUAGGAUUUCACCUGAAUUCACAGAGGCCAUAGCAACUGCAGUACUUGAAGUGGUCACCCCGGUCCUCUCCGUGGCCGUACAAGCCUCAGUGGAUGAACGGUCCACGAUCGCCACUGCUCCUGCCAGCCUCCAGGUGUCAAAGGACAAAGUAGCCAAGAAGACUCUGGCAGGAGCUAUUUCCACCAUGAAAUCCCUCCUUACAGGGCGAGGCGCUGUGAUCAAAAGGAGGGUUAUGUCCCAACAAGGGUUGGAGCCUAACAAAGAUGAAGAGACACCAGCCACAGGACGUAACAAAAAGAAAAAUGAAUCUGUGUGGAGGAGGUGUUUUAGACUGAAGAGAAAGAUCCAGCCAUUUCCACAGGAGGAUUCAAAUGGAGCGAAUGGUGCUCAAAAGGGCAAACAGGAGUCCCGCUCUCCUCUUACAACAUCCUCCAUCACAGAGGACCCACCCCUGGCUGAAACUACGACUGGUGAGAUCCAAGAGGAAGAGGAGACAAACUUCUCUAACAGCUCCUCAAAGUUGGACUAA
Lates calcarifer (barramundi perch) is the source of this 1074-nucleotide messenger RNA. RefSeq lists its product as uncharacterized. The transcript is spliced from 3 exons. Lineage: Eukaryota; Metazoa; Chordata; Actinopteri; Centropomidae. The record is from RefSeq and is a predicted model, not a curated record. The coding region runs from base 1 to 1074 and encodes 357 amino acids.